AUGCCGCGAUCUAUUUGCAAGAAAAGGUCAUGGAAGCGGGUACGAGAAGAGUGGAGUCGUCAGGAUGCAGGGGUGUUUAUCAGACGCACGCUCGACAAAGGCAUCGAGGGCUUGAGAGAAGAAUUCAACCGGAACCCUCGCAUCUACGAUACGGCCAAGUGCACGGUGAGUUGCCGCAACCCGGAGCUGAACAGAUACAAGGAUAUCUGUUGCCACGACCACAACCGCGUGCACGUUGUCGGCGCCAACCCCGACGAGUACAUCCACGCGAACUACGUGGGCACCGAGUACAACCCGAAGCGCUUCAUCUGCACCCAGGGGCCGAUGGAGACGACGUGCGCCGACUUCUGGAUGAUGGUCAUCCAGCAGAAUGUCGAGAUAAAAUACACGAGUACAAGCAGCCCAGACGCGGUGGUUGAUAUCCGCACGUUGAAGGUGAACGGCCUGAACUCCGAGAUCGUCGUCAAACACUACCAUUGGCGCUUCUGGCCGGACCGUGGCGCUCCUCCUCCCUUCCCACUUGUGAUUCGUAUGCUUGAGAAGCAGUAUUCGAAACAAAACCCGAUCGUUGUCCACUGCUCGGCUGGCGUUGGGCGCAUCGGUCCGCUCGUGCUGAUGCAAGGCAUUCUCGAACUGAUCAAGCGCGGCAAGGAUUUCAAGGUCGAGGACCUGCUAAAGGAGAUGAGGCAGAGUCGCGCGGGCCUGGUCCAGACGGUGCACCAGUACUACUACGUCCACGCGGUGCUCCUCGAAUAUUUUGCCAAGCAAAAGCCCUACCAAUGUCCACUCGGUAACCGUCAGGCGGAUUUCGACAAGUUCAUGGCGGACUACACGAAGGCGGUCGCCCAGGUCGACAACAACAAGUCCACGAUGUCGUACCUGCCGAGUUCCGACCUGAAGACAGCCACC
Molecule: messenger RNA, 909 nt
Organism: Mesorhabditis spiculigera
Lineage: Eukaryota; Metazoa; Nematoda; Chromadorea; Rhabditida; Rhabditidae
Source: the annotation of a GenBank genome assembly